This is a messenger RNA of Xylaria bambusicola, 2083 nucleotides long. RefSeq names its product apoptosis-antagonizing transcription factor. The record is from RefSeq and is a predicted model, not a curated record. Gene Ontology annotation, biological process: maturation of SSU-rRNA from tricistronic rRNA transcript (SSU-rRNA, 5.8S rRNA, LSU-rRNA). Lineage: Eukaryota; Fungi; Ascomycota; Sordariomycetes; Xylariales; Xylariaceae. Gene Ontology annotation, cellular component: nucleolus; nucleus. The coding region runs from base 95 to 1894 and encodes 599 amino acids. The transcript has 8 exons.
CAGGAAUGAUCGCAUCUUUCUGUGUAGUCGUACCAGAAGGAGAAGCUCGACAACACCAAUCGGACCUUGCUCUCAACAAUUGGACUGUGACAAAAUGGUCAGAAAACAUGGCCGUGCCCGUGAACUAGCGGACCUGGUUGAGCGACCAGUGAAAGACUAUGAUCCGGAGUCGAACGUGGUUCCCAGCGACGACGACCAGAGCGGCGACGAAAGCAGCGACAAUGAGCCUGUCGGAACCGAGCAUUAUGUCGCCGUCGGCAAGAGCAAACUUCGUCGUAACGAGCCCUUGAACCUAGGGCCUCAAUAUAGAGGAACGCGAGUGUCCCGCGAAGCCCUUGAAGCUGAAGACGACGGCGAACAUCUGGACGAGGACGAGGACGAGGAAGAAGAAGAAGAAGAAGCUGAAGAUGACGAUGACGAUGACAUCUCGUCCGACGACUACGAAGACGCUCGCGAACAGUUCGACGACCCCGACGCCGCUAAUCUCGAGGCUGACCAGCAGGGCCAAGAAGAUGAUGAAAUCGACAGUGACGCUAUUGUUGGCGAAGAAGACUGGGAAGAAUUUAAGAAAUUUGCCAACGCAAGAUCGAAGUCUACAUUUAAAGAGAACGGCCGUGCGAAACGACCUACGGCUGUUGAUUUCAUGAAAUCGGAUAGUGAGGACGAAGAUGAGGAGGAGGGAGAGGAGGAUGAGGAUGAAGAUAGUGGCGACGAGGAGGGGUCAUCAGACGACCUAAGAACUAGCGGCUUCAUUGACGACGAGGCGGAAGAAUCCGAUGAUGACGAACCUGGUUUCUCCGAUGAGGAGGAUGGAUUGUCAGACGACGGGAGCGCGGAUGACAGCGACGAUAGUGAUGGUGAAGAAGACGAGGACGAAGAAGAACAAAAUGACGGCCAGAAGAAAUUAAAGCGCUCAACUGACUCCGGAAUAGCAGCAUCAGUCAAGGAAAUGAUGGGCGAACAGAGUGUUGUCAAGUCACUGUUGAGAACUGUGGACGCAGAUGUGCAGAAAGGAAAGGCUGUGCAACGUCAACGGAAGGGUUUUGACACUCUACUCAACAUUCGUAUACGCUUGCAAAAGUCGAUUGUCGCUAUAAACUCCUUCAACUAUGUGGAUAAACCAGAAGAUCAGACGACAGAGCCCUACGAGGCAGCAGAGCGAUCCGCCCUACAACUCUGGAACGCCCUCGAUGACUUUCGCACAAGCAUUCACAAAGGAAAAAAGCGGAAACAUGCCGAAACAGACGAUGCAUCCAUCACAGCUCUGUGGGACAGGAUGGAGGUCCACGAGAAAUAUCAGUCCGCGCGGAGAAAACAAGUUUUAGAGAAGUGGUCUCGAGAUGCCAAAAAAACAAGUAUAACCGCUGGCUCUGGGAACAAAUUCACUCGCAACACGGAGAAGCCUCUUACGGCCAUGCUCAGUGCUGAGCUGGAUGCCCCGGAAAGACUCAUCAAACGCACGCGGACUCCUCGAUCAUGCGCGCCUUAUCACGUUGCCCAGAAAAUCAACGAGGACGAGUCGAUUUAUGAUGAUGCCGACUUUUACCAAUUGUUAUUGAAAGAGUUGGUCGACCAGCGGUCUGGUGAUGGCUCUGGAACUGGUCUGCAAGCCGCAACUGUUCGAUAUGCGGCAGCAAAAGAAGCUAAAGCCAAGCGACAUGUGGACACAAAAGCCAGCAAAGGUCGGAAAAUGCGUUUUGCGCCUCUUCCUAAACUGCAGAAUUUCAUGGCCCCUGAAGAUCGACGGGGCUGGGAGCAAGGCGCCAUCGAUAGGUUCUUCGGUACGCUCUUUGGUCAAAAAAUGGUCUUGAAUGAGGAAGAAGCAGAAUCCUCCGAUGAAGAGAUGGGUGGUGUUUCGGUGGAAGACCAAGGGCUGCGGCUCUUUAGAAAUUAGUUAAUAGAGCCCAUCCAUCGAUUGAGUAGUAUGUAGCAUGUUGAUUGUGUAGGAACGUUAGGAUCCGGAAAAGGAAACCAGCGCGGCCUGAGAUCGGCACUGAUCGACUGCUACGUACCAACCCACAAAUAGGACCACCCAUAGCAGAUGUUGACUUCGGUUCGUCAAUGAAUACGAGGUGGAGGCAUU